Messenger RNA from Heterotrigona itama, 387 nucleotides. The record is from the annotation of a GenBank genome assembly. Lineage: Eukaryota; Metazoa; Arthropoda; Insecta; Hymenoptera; Apidae.
AUGCCCACCAGGACGCGACGCCAAUGGGAUGAUAAUACCAGAGCGUCUCUUAACCUCUCUGUGGCCGAGGGGCUCUCUGUAUUUUAAUUCGACUAUUUUCACUGUGUCCCGUUCUUUUCUCAAGUCGAUCGUACCACAAACCGUAUAACAAACAGUUAGAAUGAUUUCACGUAUAAAUCGAACAUCGCGUUCGAAAGGUCAAUAGAUUUGGACGAGGAUGGUUUUGUCACGGAUAAAGCAUGUUCACGUUUCGUGACUCGAGAAGGAAAAGUGCGCAGCCAUGGCGCUAUUUCGGGCGAGACCGCGAUUAAAAUUAGCGUGGCGUGUCUUCAAAACGCCACAUACACCGAGACGCGUUCCGCCCUUGGAACAAGUCCAAUUGUCUGA